This is a messenger RNA of Zea mays, 3581 nucleotides long. Its product is annotated as Transducin/WD40 repeat-like superfamily protein. The transcript has 8 exons. The coding region runs from base 1249 to 3261 and encodes 670 amino acids. The record is from RefSeq and is a predicted model, not a curated record. Lineage: Eukaryota; Viridiplantae; Streptophyta; Magnoliopsida; Poales; Poaceae. Gene Ontology annotation, molecular function: protein binding.
GCCCAGCAUAAAAAGCGCAUGCCGUGGAAACCAAGACCUGGGACCGGAGCAAACGAGGCGGCCGCCGGCCGGACUCGAGAGCGCAGGAAGCGCACAAUCCGCGCCUCCCCAACCCCAAGCCCCGCCUCCCAUUCCCCCCCGUCCUGCCCCCUCCAAACACACUCCGCGCCUCCGAGUCGGGCGGGCCAUCCUCCUCCUCCUCUGACCCUACCGCAACCGGGAUGGCGCGUGGCGGCGAGAGAAGAUCGGCGUCGUCGUCGUCGGCUGCGGCGGCGGCGGGGGUGGCUUGGGGAGUGGCCGUCGAGGGCUCUCGCAGUAGGUGAGUGGCGCGCUCUGGAUUCUCGCUGUUCUCUGUUCCGUCCAGGCGGUCGAUCUCACGGGGCAAUGGCACAGUGAUAAAACACCGUAUAAGUAGAAGUAGCCGGUACAGAAUUCACAAUACCAGUAAAAACUCUUUCGGUUCAUGAACGGUUUCUAAAUGUAUGGAAAAAAGGGAAGAAAGGAAACUGUCUCCCCGUUGCCCUUCGACUCUCCAAUUUAUACAUGUAAUAAGAACAAACAAAACUCUCUUUUUUUUUCUCCCGUAGUAAUCCAAGGCUCUGACCGAAACAGAGGAACAGUAGGUUCGUUUCGUUUCCCGCGCCCGGGUUGUUCCUCUCAACUGAGAGGUGGCAACUUUAAUGGCCGUGGUAGGCGCAGAGAGAGAGAGAGGAGUUACGCCCCUACGCCUGCGGUGCGCAGAUGCAGGAGACAAAAUAGGAGGCGGCGCCCGCCGGCAGGCCCCCCCCUGCUCCUCCCCUUCCCGCUUUCCUAUCUACGGGCACUGCUCCCCUACUUUCGUGUCCUGCUAUCCUUUCCGCGCUGUUUUUCGCUGUGCCGCCCGCCCUCCCCGCCCGUGUGGCAUGCAGUGUGUGUUGUUAGGUUCUUCUUGCUUCGUCCGUCCGGUGGGAUUCCCUAGGUGUGGCGGCCUGAAGUGUACGGGUGUCGAGUUUGUUGCCUUGUUGGUGAGCAUUGUCAGGAGUGCCGGACGGAGGCGGCGAUUACUCUAUAGGUUAACCUACGCCGCCAGAUUAGUUUGGUGGUGGUUAGCCUGGGCCUGUGUUUUCUUUGGUUUGCUUUAUUAUUGACAACCUGUGACAGUUCAGUGUUGUGGACUCUGAUGACAGUCUGAUACCCCACUGCCUUCACUGAGUGCUAGAGCCCCUCCUUGUCAAUUCACUGUCUGGUGCUGAAUCGAGUUCAUUGAAGAUGCCAAGGUCCGAAUCAGACAGUGAUGAUGUUUUCUUCGAUGCAUUUGAAGAUGUUCUAUCUGCAGGGGAACCUUCGUUUUCAGAGGAUUGCAGCACAAGUGAUGAAGUUUCAGGGCCAAUGAAAUUAGAGUAUGAGAUUUGGGCAAACGAACCAAUUAGUGUUCAAGAAAGGCGCCAAAGGUUCCUGAAGGGAAUGAGACUCGAUGAUUUCGUGUCUACGAGGAUAGGUUCUUUUCAAUGCCAUGGUGAAAUCACAGCCGUCGAGUCUUCCACUGACAUGGAGGAGAGAACUGUCAGUGGCCUUUCUUCCGGGGAUUCAUCUGUUUGUGACAAUGAGUCAGAUUUUGACGGUGCCUGUUGCAUAAGGGAUACGGAUACUGGAAAGAGAUAUAUUGUCCACAAUGGUGCACACAGCAGUAUAACUGGCAUGCCCAAGGAGGUUGGAUCAGAUAAGGUGAUGACUCUUCUGGAGUUUGAGAGUUUGCUUGGCCUCUCUAGGUCUGUUCAAAAGUUAUUGCGGAGGGGAUGUGGUAACAGUCCUGCAAAAGAAACAAAAAGUGCUAAGGAAAAGGACGGCAAAAGCUCGUCAAGGAAAUUCGUUACAAAGAGAAGCUUUGGUGGCAUUUGCAAGUACGAUGUCCAUGUGAAAAAUUGCACAAACAGUAUACCAACCAGAACAAGAGUUCAGCACCGGAAGAAAAAAUUUCUUGAAUUCUCUGCUGUGUACAUGGAUCAAGAAAUCAGAGCUCACAAGGGUUCAAUUAGGGUCAUGAAAUUCAGCCCAUCUGGCUGGUAUUUAGCAAGUGGCGGUGAGGAUUGUGCUGUACGGAUAUGGCAAAUCAUAGAAGUAGAAGCAUCUCCUAAGUUAUACAGGGGAGAGGAUCCGCAUGAAAAGGUGGAAAAAGUUCAGGUCUUUAAGACAAAUAUAGGAAAGAAGCACAACCCUGCACUUGCAGUUAUACCCAAGAAGGUUUUUCGUAUAUCAGAGACUCCAUUACAUGAAUUUCGUGGCCAUGCAAGUGAUAUCCUUGAUAUGGCAUGGUCCAAAUCAGAUUGUCUGUUAACUUCAUCUAAAGAUAAGACAGUGCGCUUAUGGAAACCGGGCUGCGACGGUUGUCUCGCAGUUUUCAAACACAAAGACUAUGUAACAUGUGUUCAGUUCAACCCUAUCGACGAGAAAUACUUCAUGAGCGGUUCAUUAGAUGGUAAAGUGCGCAUUUGGGAUGUGUUGGACAAACGAGUAACUGGCUGGACUUAUACGCGAACUAUCAUAACUGCUUUGAGUUACCAGUCAGAUGGAAAGGGUUUUGUUGUUGGCACUAUUGCAGGCGCAUGUCGUUUCUAUGAUCAAUCUGGUGAAAACAUCCAGCUAGAGAAAGAAUUGUUUGUGCAAGGGAAGAAGAAGUCAGCCGCCAGUCGGAUCAACAAUCUAAAGUUAUGUACAAGUGAUUCCAAUAGGGUUGUAGUUACAUCAGGAGAUUCCAAAAUCCGAGUCGUCAAUGGUGAUACCAUCCAAAAGUUUGAAGGGCCUUGGAAGUCGAAGGCUCUGUCAUCGCCGUCAUUAACAUCAGACGGCAGAUACCUUAUAUCUGUGGGCAAAGAUUCCAACGUCUACAUUUGGAACUUGGCGAACUCUAGAGAUGCAAGAUCGGUUCAUUCGUGCGAGCUGUUCUUCUCCAAAGCUGUAACUACCGCAGUACCAUGGCCGGGAGUGUACCAAGAUGGGCACACGAAGCCUUCCUAUCUGACUGAGAAAUACUGCAGCAUGCCCAUUUUGCGCCACCACGGGGAGUGCCAGUCCGCUGAGCCGUGGUCGUUCGUGGACGGCAGCAAGGGAUUGGCGACAUGGCCUGAAGAGAAGUUGCCUUCUACAGCAAAGCCUGGAAGCAGCCCGCAGCUGGGCGACUGUCUCUCCAUGAUAUCCGCCGCGUGGAGCACGGUCAUCGUGACCGCCAGCCGCGAUGGCGUGAUCCGAUCUUUUCACAACUACGGCUUGCCCGUUAGAUUGUGAGCUUCGAGACCGGUUUGAGGUAGUCAGUGGAGCGCCGCCAUGGUUGGUGACUGAUAAUCCGCUAAGGUUUUGUAAGUUUUUUUUUCUUUUUCUUUUCUGGUCAGAGUUACUAGAAAUUAUUUAUGUAACAUUUUUAGAUCAUUAAUUUCUUGUGAAGAGAUGAUCUGUAGUCAGUCCAAGGCCAAACACUUGUGCUGUUUUUUGCUGGAUGGUUGUGACAAAAGUAAAAAAAAACUCAACCAUCCAGUUAUAGUUAGCGGGAAAAUAUCCUAUGCAAUCACUUAUCCUGGUGCAAGCAUGCAAUCAAGCGAUCUGGUGCA